AUGCUUCUUUUUGGGACACCAAUGAGACGAUUUCCACGAGUGAAAAGCGAAAGAGUUUUUAUCAGUUCAGUUUUUAUAUUGAGCUUAAACAUCGUUGCACUGUUCCAGUCGAGCUUAGCAAUGGUGUUUAUAAAACCAAUGUUCUACGAAAACAUUGAUACCCUCGAGAAGCUUAGCGAAGGGAAUCAAAAUAUUAUUAUAAAAUAUCCAGCUAUGCUAAAUGACCUUUUUCCGGAAGACUCUUCGGAUACUUUCCGUGACUUACACAAUAAAAUGAAGCUGAUAACGAAGAGUUCUGUUGGUCCAAGGGAAAUAAUUGAAAACCUACACAUGGCAACAGUUACGAGAAAACAAAACUUCAACAUGCAUUCGAUUUAUAAUGACUACCAUAUGGUUGCUGAAUGUCCGAAACAUUACAACUUGGCUUAUAUCUUCGCCAAACAUUCCAUUUACAGUGAAGUCAUCAACGCUCUUAUUUUAGAUAUCGUUCGGUUUGGACUCAUGAAUAAAUGGAUAAAUGAUGUCGAAUAUGAAUCAAAACUUAAAAAUAAUUUAGGCAUCCAAGAUGUUGUUUCAAAGUCUCUCACCCUUAAUGACCUACAGCUGCCAUUCUUCACUGUGAUUUUCGGUCAAGCUUUAGCAGUUGUUGUUUAUAUAAUUGAAUUCUUUGUGAAGUUUAAAACCAAGGCUGAACAUGGGAUUAAAACAGCAAAUUAA
Clunio marinus is the source of this 717-nucleotide messenger RNA. The record is from the annotation of a GenBank genome assembly. NCBI's taxonomy places the organism in Eukaryota, Metazoa, Arthropoda, Insecta, Diptera, Chironomidae.